AUGGCGUGGGAUCAGAACCGGACGAGCCCGGGGCCCGGUGGCGGCUGCCCCCCCGUGGGCAUCCAGCUGGAGGGCGUCAUUCUGCCGCCGGUCCUCACGGUGGACGUGGUUCUGGGCCUGCUGGGCAACACGCUGGCUCUAUGGAUCUUCUGCUUCCGGACCAAGUCGUGGAACCCCAACAACUUGUUCCUCUUCAACCUGGUCGUGGCCGACUUCCUGGCGCUGGUCAGUCUGCCUCUGAGGAUCCACGCCUUGCUCAAAGGCCACUGGGUGUUUGGGGACGCCGUGUGCCGCCUCAACCUCUUCCUCAUGUUCUCCAACCGCACCGCCAGCAUCGCCCUCAUGACCGUGGUGGCGUUGUACCGGUACUUCAAGGUGGUCCACCCACACACCUGCUUCACCCGCAUGAGCAGGACCCAGGCCAGGAUGUUGUCGGUGCUAGUGUGGCUGCUGGUGGUCUGUCCCCGCCUGCCCAUGCUGGCCUACAACCACAUCAAGGGCGGCGGAAACGCCACACAGUGCUUCUUCUUCACGUCCUACAAGGAGGCGUCGCGGGGCAUCCUGGUCCUGGUGGCCGUGCACCGCGUCCUGACCGUGCUGGAGUUCCUGCUCGCCAUGGCCGUGCUGAUCUUCUGCUCCGUGCGCAUCUCCCGCGUCCUGAGGGGGCGCCAGAUGGGCAGGGCCCACAAGUUGCGGCGGGCCAUGCGGGUGUGCGUGGCCAUCGUGGUGGUCUUCCUGGUGUGCUUCUUGCCCACCACCGUCACCACCGUGGGCGUGUGGGUCAUCCGCUCCUACCGCCCGUGGGACUGCGGCGCCUUUUACACCUUCACGCAGCUCACCAUCGUGUCCCUGGGCCUCAACUUCCUCAACUCCGCCCUGGACCCCGUGGUCUACGUCUUCUCCAGCUCCAUGUUCAGGAGGGCCCUCCUCGGCGCCGCGCCCCGCUGCCUGCGCUGCGGGCGUGACGAGGGGGAGUCCUCUUCUGCGUCCCAGUCCACCAGCCAGCAGGAGCUCAAGUCUCUGAGGACCAGCAGAGCCAGUGAAGCCACCUGAGGAACAACAAACUUUAUUUGCCGACAACACACUCAUCAGGACCAUCAAGACGUUGUGGACUUCAUCGCCCUCCAGUGGACACACUGCUCAACUGCAGGCUCCUUAGUUCCACUACGCCAGGGGUCGACAACCUUUACCACUCAAAGAGCCAUUUUGACCUGUUUCACAAAAAAAAGAAAACAAUGGGAGCCACAAAACUCUUUUGAAAUUUAAAAUAAAAUAACAAUGCAUACAAAGUUUUUUUUUGCUUUGUGCUAUG
Molecule: messenger RNA, 1312 nt
Organism: Nerophis lumbriciformis (worm pipefish)
Lineage: Eukaryota; Metazoa; Chordata; Actinopteri; Syngnathiformes; Syngnathidae
Gene: hcar1-3
Product: hydroxycarboxylic acid receptor 1-3
Biological process (GO): G protein-coupled receptor signaling pathway
Cellular component (GO): plasma membrane
Molecular function (GO): G protein-coupled receptor activity
Source: RefSeq, a predicted model, not a curated record